Molecule: messenger RNA, 2532 nt
Organism: Knipowitschia caucasica
Lineage: Eukaryota; Metazoa; Chordata; Actinopteri; Gobiiformes; Gobiidae
Source: the annotation of a GenBank genome assembly
AUGGGAUUCAAAUCGUUUACUUUUUUUGACUAUACCAACAUUUCUUCCUCUUCCUCCACCUCUUCCUCCUCCUCCUCUCUCCUUGUCUUCCUCUUCCUCCGCCUCUACCUCCUCCUCCUCUCUCCUUGUCUUCCUCUUCCUCCACCUCUACCUCCUCCUCCUCUCUCCUUGUCUUCCUCUUCCUCCACCUCUACCUCCUCCUCCUCUCUCCUUGUCUUCCUCUUCCUCCACCUCUACCUCCUCCUCCUCUCUCCUUGUCUUCCUCUUCCUCCACCUCUACCUCCUCCUCCUCUCUCCUUGUCUUUCACCUCUACCUUCUCCUCCUCUCUCCUUGUCUUCCACUUCCUCCACCUCCACCUCCUCUCUCCUUGUCUUCCUCUUCCUUCACCUCUACCUACUCCUCCUCUCUCCUUGUCUUCCUCUUCAUCCACCUCAUGCUCCUCUCUCCUUGUCUUCCUCUUCCUCCACCUCUACCUCCUCCUCCUCUCUCCUUGUCUUCCUCUUCCUUCACCUCUAUCUCCUCCUCCUCUCUCCUUGUCUUCCUCUUCCUCCACCUCUACCUCUUCCUCCUCUCUCCUUGUCUUCCUCUUCAUCCACCUCUACCUCCUCCUCUCUCCUUGUCGUCCUCUUCCUUCACAUACCUCCCUCCUUGUCUUCCUCUUCCUCCACCUCUACCUCCUCCUCCUCUCUCCUUGUCUUCCUCUUCCUCCACCUCUACCUUCUCCUCUCUCCUUGUCUUCCUCUUCCUCCACCUCUACCUCCUUCUCCUCUCUCCUUGUCUUCCUCUUCCUCCACCUCUACCUCCUCCUCCUCUCUCCUUGUCUUCCUCUUCAUCCACCUCAUGCUCCUCUCUCCUUGUCUUCCUCUUCCUUCACCUCUACCUCCUCCUCCUCUCUCCUUGUCUUCCUCUUCCUCCACCUCUACCUCCUCCUCCUCUCUCCUUGUCUUCCUCUUCCUCCACCUCUACCUCCUCCCCCUCCUCUCUCCUUGUCUUCCUCUUCCUCCACCUCUAUCUCCUCCUCCUCUCUCCUUGUCUUCCUCUUCCUUCACCUCUACCUCCUCCUCCCUCCUUGUCUUCCUCUUCCUCCACCUCUACCUCCUCCUCCUCUCUCCUUGUCUUCCUCUUCCUCCACCUCUACUUUCUCCUCCUCUCUCCUUGUCUUCCUCUUCCUCCACCUCCUCCUCUUCUCUCCUUGUCUUCCUCUUCCUUCACCUCUACCUUCUCCUCCUCUCUCCUUGUCUUCCUCUUCCUCCACCUCUACCUCCUCCUCCUCUCUUCUUGUCUUCCUCUUCCUCCACCUCUUCCUCCUCUUCCUCCACCUCUACCUCCUCCUCCUCUCUCCUUGUCUUCCUCUUCAUCCACCUCUACCUCCUCCUCCUCUCUCCUUGUCUUCCUCUUCCUACACCUCUACCUCCUCCUCCUCUCUCCUUGUCUUCCUCUUCCUCCACCUCUACCUCCUCCUCCUCUCUCCUUGUCUUCCUCUUCCUCCACCUCUACUUUCUCCUCCUCUCUCCUUGUCUUCCUCUUCCUCCACCUCCUCCUCUUCUCUCCUUGUCUUCCUCUUCCUUCACCUCUACCUUCUCCUCCUCUCUCCUUGUCUUCCUCUUCCUCCACCUCUACCUCCUCCUCCUCUCUUCUUGUCUUCCUCUUCCUCCACCUCUUCCUCCUCUUCCUCCACCUCUACCUCCUCCUCCUCUCUCCUUGUCUUCCUCUUCAUCCACCUCUACCUCCUCCUCCUCUCUCCUUGUCUUCCUCUUCCUUCACCUCUACCUCCUCCUCCUCUCUCCUUGUCUUCCUCUUCCUCCACCUCUACCUCCUUCUCCUCUCUCCUUGUCUUCCUCUUCCUUCACCUCUACCUACUCCUCCUCUCUCCUUGUCUUCCUCUUCAUCCACCUCAUGCUCCUCUCUCCUUGUCUUCCUCUUCCUUCACCUCUACCUUCGCCUCCUCUCUCCUUGUCUUCCUCUUCCUUCACCUCUAUCUCCUCCUCCUCUCUCUCCUUUUCUUCCUCUUCCUCCACCUCUACCUCCUCCUCCUCUCUCCUUGUCUUCCUCUUCCUCCACCUCUACCUCCUCCUCCUCUCUCCUUGUCUUCCUCUUCCUCCACCUCUACCUCCUCCUCCUCUCUCCUUGUCUUCCUCUUCCUCCACCUCUACCUCCUCCUCCUCUCUCCUUGUCUUCCUCUUCCUCCACCUCUAUCUCCUCCUCCUCUCUCCUUGUCUUCCUCUUCCUCCACCUCUACCUCCUCCUCCUCUCUUCUUGUCUUCCUCUUCCUCCACCUCUUCCUCCUGCUCCUCUCUCCUUGUCUUCCUCUUCCUCCACCUCUUCCUCCUGCUCCUCUCUCCUUGUCUUCCUCUUCCUCCACCUCUUCCUCCUCCUCCUCUCUCCUUGUCUUCCUCUUCCUCCACCUCUUCCUCCUCCUCCUCUCUCCUUGUCUUCCUCUUCCUCCACCUCUACCUCCUCCUCCUCUCUCCUUGUCUUCCUCUUCCUCCACCUCUUCCUCCUGCUCUGCCUCAACACUUGCAAAGUUCUGA